AUGACGACGUCUUCGCAGAGUGAUAUCUCAAGCCCUCGUUCAUUAUCGGAAGAUCUUCAAGGACUAGGCCUUAUCGACCAUGUGUCGUCACAGCUGAUUGCUGCACACGGCACCAGCCCUCCGUACCAGCGCUGGGAUCCUGUCCUGGGAGAUGUCCAACGAAGCCAUGACACGCUGGCUCGGCUCACAAGCGAUCCUUCAUACGCGAUCCCCGAAAGCCCCGAGGAACCCGAGACAUUGGAUCCUCGAUAUAAACGACAAAAUGAUCCUCGAAGAUUUUUUCGUGUCGGCAGGGUUUUUGCUAUGCUCUGGCACGAAAAUGCUGGACUCAACGGAACCCCAGUUAGCCAAAAAAUCCCAUCCCUCAAACAAGGGUGUACCCGAGGAAAAUAUCAAGAGCCGAUCUAUAGCAGCAUUCGACGCAUGAUUGUAAUUAAGGAGCAGAAGGGCUGCUGUUGGUGCAUACCCGUCACGACCUAUAGUGGACAAGGUGUUGGCAAAGCAGGAGUCGAUCGCGGAAAGCAUGCGGUCAUUUAUAUGCGCGGAGCGCGUCCAGUUACGAAGUCAAAUGAACCCAAAAUGACGAAGGAGCCGCUGGAGGUUGAACCAGCUAGGCCAGACCAAAAGCUGGAUCCGAUGUCACGAGUGAAUUUUGGUAAGAUCUACACGGUUGAACACAACGUCAAGGUUCUCCCUGUGGGAAAGGUUACAGAAGCAUCUCUGGAGAAGUUCAAUGCUUACAUGCGAGCUGAGCUCUGCAAGUAA
Molecule: messenger RNA, 765 nt
Organism: Penicillium macrosclerotiorum
Lineage: Eukaryota; Fungi; Ascomycota; Eurotiomycetes; Eurotiales; Aspergillaceae
Exons: 5
Coding region: 1-765 (254 amino acids)
Source: RefSeq, a predicted model, not a curated record